Penicillium mononematosum is the source of this 351-nucleotide messenger RNA. RefSeq lists its product as uncharacterized. The transcript has a single exon. The coding region runs from base 1 to 351 and encodes 116 amino acids. The record is from RefSeq and is a predicted model, not a curated record. Lineage: Eukaryota; Fungi; Ascomycota; Eurotiomycetes; Eurotiales; Aspergillaceae.
AUGAAUGAAUACGAGGGCCAAUCACUGGUGCGCGCGUACCAAGCUACCCACAAUGGCCGACAGGCAUGGAACUUCGGCAUUAUCAACCCCGGUGGUACAAUGCUCAGUGUUGGGUCUGCAGCAGUCCCGUACCGACUCAUAUUGCCACUCGCUGAGGACUUUGAGUACGUUUUCUCUAAUCUAGACACUGACCCGGACGAGUUGAGCCCAUUGCGUGGGUGGUCCCUCGAAGAGUUGAUCGGCCGUGUACAAAGGAAGCAUGGGGACAAAGCCGGGAAGUGGCUGGUAGAUGCGGAGAAAGUGGGAAAGUGGUGGAUUGAGGAGCAGAAGAGACUAUGGAAUUACCAAUAA